Necator americanus (New World hookworm) is the source of this 216-nucleotide messenger RNA. RefSeq lists its product as uncharacterized. The record is from RefSeq and is a predicted model, not a curated record. Lineage: Eukaryota; Metazoa; Nematoda; Chromadorea; Rhabditida; Ancylostomatidae. The coding region runs from base 1 to 216 and encodes 71 amino acids. The transcript has 2 exons.
AUGAAGCUUCAUUACUGCAGCGAUUUUUGGUUCCUUUUAUUCGUGACUCGUUCAAGACCAUGGUCAUCACAAUUUCAUAAUUUUAUUGAGCUUCUUAUGCAAUCUACUUUUAAAGAGAAUGCUUUUUCAAAUGAAGAUAGAUGUAAAGUUAAAGUAAGCGGUAGUGACGUAACGUUGGAAUCCCUGUUGUUCUCCUUUGGCAAACUGAAGAUAUGA